UUCAUACCGGACUAGACGCUCCUUUUGUCGGAUCCAUUUCGAACUGACUCCCCGGGGUUUACGGCGGAGAAAAAGGCACGUAGAAAGCCGCGGAACGGUGCAUCCGAGCCCGGUGCGGUGCAGACGCGGUGCCGCCGCUGCCUGGAGCCGGAGGUGAAGGGGGAGGAGCCUGCUGCAGGUGAACAUGAACGGCAGCAGCAGCGUCUCUGCGACCAGCAGCACAGAGGAGUGGAGUCGUGAGGACUGCCUGACUCUCCUGGAGAGGAUCCGGGGGCAGGUUCCGGACGGAGACUCCAUGAAAUACAAAACCACCGAGUCGCACUUCGACUGGAGCCGCGUGAGCUUCGGCCGCUACAGCCCCGACAUGUGCAAGAGGAAGUGGAGCAAGGUGUCCGGCGAGGUUCGAAAGUACAGAACCAUGACCGAGCUCCUGAUCGACGCCAUCGAGUUCGUCAAGAACCCGUACAAAGGAAAAAAACUUAAGACUCACCCGGACUUCCCGAAGAAGCCGCUGACUCCGUAUUUUCGGUUCUUUAUGGAGAAACGAGCCAAAUACGCAAAGAUCCACCCAGAGAUGAGCAACCUGGACCUGACCAAGAUCCUGUCCAAGAAGUACAAGGAGCUGCCGGACAAGAAGAAGCAAAAAUACAUCAGCGAGUUCCAGAGAGAAAAAGAGGAAUUUGAGAAGAACAUGGCCCGAUUCAAGGAGGAUCACCCGGAGCUGAUGGAGGAGAGGAAGAAAUCUGAGCUCCCUGAAAAACCCAAGACGCCUCAACAGCUCUGGUACAACCACGAGAAGAAAGGAUACGCCAAACUCCACCCUCAGGUGAGUCAGAAGGAGUUGAAGGAGGCUCUCAGGAGGCAGUGGUCUCAACUCUCAGACAAACGACGCCUCAAAUGGAUCAGCAAAGCCCUGGAACUACAGAAGGACUAUGAGGACAGUAUGCGGGCGUACCACGAGGCUCACCCCGACCUCACGGCCGACGACCACGUUCGCUCGGUCCUCACCAAAGCAGAACGUCAACUCAAGGACAAGUUCGACGGACGCCCCACCAAACCGCCGCCUAACGGGUACUCUCUGUACUGCGCGGAGUUGAUGGUGAACAUGAAGGACGUCCCGAGCACCGAGCGGAUGGUUCUGUGCAGCAAACAGUGGAAACUCAUGAACCAGAAAGAGAAGGACAUGUUCCAGAAGCGCUGCGAGCAGAAAAAGAAACAGUACGACGUGGAUCUGCAGCGAUUCCUCGAGGUAAAACCCCCCCCCCGUGAGGAGGAGAGGGACCGUGUGAUGUCAGAGGAGAAACUGGGCGGAGGCAAACUGACGGUGGGCGUGGCCUCCAGUCCUCACCGCGCCUCACCUGCCGCCAAGGAGCGGAGUCGGGAGCCGGACGCCGAGUGGGUCGCCCCGAAAGAACGAAGAGACGCCAAGAAAUCGCCCAAACUCCCAGAGACGCCGAAGACGGCGGAAGAAAUGUGGCAGAACAGUGUGAGCGGAGACUACGUCAACAAGUACAGGGGCGACCGGAGGAAGGCGCAGGCGGCCAUGGAGGCGUCGUGGAAGUCGAUGGAGAAAAAGGAGAAGAUUCCGUGGAUCAAAAAAGCAGCAGAAGAUCAGAAAAGAUACGAGAGGGAGCUGUUGGAGAUGCGAGGUCCUGCUGUUGCCGUGGCGACGCCGACGCAGACGCAGAGGAAGCCCAAGUUUGACGGAGAACCCAAGAAACCGCCUGUGAGCGGGUACGAGAUGUUCUCGCAGGAGCUGCUGACCAACGGUGAGUUGAAUCACUUCAGUCUGAAGGAGCGGAUGGUGGAGAUCGGGAAACGGUGGCAGCGACUCAGUCCGACGCUCAAGGACCAGUACAAGAGACAAGUGGAGGAGCAGCAGGCCGAGUACCGGGCCCAGCUCGACGCCUGGGUCCAGACGUUGUCUCCUCAGGAUCGAGCCGUCUACACGUCGUCCACAAAGCGGCGCAGCUCGACUAAGGUCCGGUCUCCAGUUGCUAAAAUCCGAGUCACGGCCAAAACCAAGGCCCAAGGAUCCAAGACCACAGCAGCAGAACACAAGCGCAGCAUGGCCUACCGGGCCAAGCAGGACCUGUCGGACUCGGACUCUGAUCGGAGCGACUCGUCCGACUCCGACGACGACGACGAGACGAGCAGCGACAGCGACGACGAGAACGACGACGACGACGACGAAGAGGACGACGAAGAGGGCACAUCGAGUGAAGAGUCCAGCCAAUCAGAGUCCGACUGAGGCCCGGGAGCCAAUCAGAGAGCAGCUCAGAGCCCGGGAGCCAAUCAGAGAGCAGCUCAGAGCCCGGGAGCCAAUCACAGAUCAGUUCAGAGCCCGGGAGCCAAUCAGAGAGCAGCUCAGAGUCCAACUGAUCACCCUCUUCUCCGAUUGGGUGGUUCUCUCAGUCCCUCCACUCCGAUUGGACGGUUCCCUCGGCUCCUCGCGGGCUCCUUUGCUCUGAUUGGACAGUUCUCUCAGCCCCUCUGCUCCGAUUGGACAGUUCUCUCAGCCCCUCUGCUCCGAUUGGACGGCUCUCUCGGCCCCUCUGCUCCGAUUGGACGGCUCUCUCGGCCCCUCUGCUCUGAGUGGACGGUUCCCUCGGCUCCUCGCGGGCUCCUUCACUCUGAUUGGACGGUUUUUGAGUUGGGCGGCGUUUAACCGUUUUGAGUUUUCUAGUUUUGAUUGACAGUGGGCGGGGUUUGUACAGUUUGAACAGGAAGUUGUCAUCAGUUGUUGCCGUUUGUAAAAAAAAAUGCAGCUGAAAUAAAUAAAUAAAUAAAUGCACUUUUCUCAGAA
Molecule: messenger RNA, 2806 nt
Organism: Boleophthalmus pectinirostris (great blue-spotted mudskipper)
Lineage: Eukaryota; Metazoa; Chordata; Actinopteri; Gobiiformes; Gobiidae
Gene: ubtfl
Product: upstream binding transcription factor, like
Exons: 20
Coding region: 185-2251 (688 amino acids)
Source: RefSeq, a predicted model, not a curated record